Messenger RNA from Xiphophorus hellerii (green swordtail), 4374 nucleotides. RefSeq names its product B and T lymphocyte associated (gene btla). The transcript is spliced from 8 exons. Gene Ontology annotation, molecular function: signaling receptor activity. Gene Ontology annotation, biological process: immune response-regulating cell surface receptor signaling pathway. The record is from RefSeq and is a predicted model, not a curated record. Gene Ontology annotation, cellular component: plasma membrane. Bases 462 to 1382 code for a protein of 306 amino acids. NCBI's taxonomy places the organism in Eukaryota, Metazoa, Chordata, Actinopteri, Cyprinodontiformes, Poeciliidae.
GGUCGCGCAGCGCUGCAGGAGAUGCACAUGGCGGAGAUUAAAGAAGAGGAGAAAGGAGAGGAAGUCAGCUUGAAGAUAGCAAACCACAGAGACUGUCAAGAAGUGAUGAAGGCGGUGUCAAGGUGCACAGACUGAAAGACGCCUCGGAAACGACAGCAAGGUCUGUGAGAACGAUGAAGAUUUUGGCUCGGUUCGUGAUGCUUGCUGCAGCUGGAUGAGAAGGGGAAGCCCUGGCCUGAGUCGGACCUGCAGAAAUUGCAGAAGCGAGACCACCCACCGCCUGAUUCUCACCUCAAAAACUAUAAUCCCGUCUACUUUCAAGGGGAAGAAGUACCGUACGUUACAGGGCGUGUGAGUGUCAGCCAAAGAGGAAGCAGCUCUGGCUGUUUUGUUUAACAAAUUAAUGAUGUUUUCGGAGGAAGAUUUCUCAUUUGAGCUGGAUGUGACCGAGCGAAGAGAUCAUGAGGCUUGAGCACCGCUGGGUUGUCCUGAUUUGGUCCAUUUGGACCGUCCAGUUCCUCACCACUGAGGCUGACGAUGACGACUGCACAACAGAUCUAAAAGUUCGUCGGAACACGAUUUAUAAAGCGUCUCUGGGACAAGAACUCAGGAUUGAAUGUCCAGUUGUGUUCUGCAACAAUUUACCACCAACAAUCUGCUGGUAUAAAGUUAAGGAACAAGAUAUUUGUCUCAAUGACAACAAUAGCAAUCACAUCAAGACAGAAUGGAAAAUGUCAAAUCCGUCAGAAGGGAUAUUCUACUUGUUAUUUCAAAGCAUCAUCAUCAGUGAUUCAGGUGAAUAUCAGUGUGAAGGUGGAGGCAGUAGGAGUCACAUCAUCUACAUCAAUGUUUAUGAUAUGGACACAAACGACACACGUAAACCAAUAACCAAUGACACAAACGACAAACCCGAAAGUGAUCCAGCAGAUACAUUUUUGAUGUAUAUGUACUCUGCUGCUGGGAUUGGUUCCUUUGUCAUCAUAGUGAUUAUUAUUUCUGUGAUAUGCAUGGUAGGGUGUAAAGGGAAGUCAAAGAAAGAGAAACAAAAAGAAAAUCAGUACAUGGAGAUGCCGUUGGCUGAGCGAGUCGUCCCAAACACCACCGGGAUCCAGCACUCACCAAGAGGAAGCCCCAACCCGCUGCCACCCCGCAGGCCCAGCGGGAGAAAAACCACAGGGCAACCUGCGGAGCUGACGCCAUCGAGAGACAACCAGCCGCCUUACGGCCAGAGGACACGAGACAGAAACAGGAAUGGGGCGCAGGCGGAGGAAGCAGGUUCUGUUGUGUAUGCUGCUCUCAACCAUGUACCCCCACAGAGGGAAGCUCCCCAGCCACAGAGGCAGAUAGAGGAGACAGAGUAUGCAGCUAUACGUUUGGUUUGAAGACUGAGAGUCUGCUGGAAUAAAUCACACUAGAGGAAUGAAGUUUGAAUCUGGAUCUUCCUCUCCAGAGGAGCACAGGAUGGAUUCCUCACAGCAAGGAUUCUGGAAUCAAACUCAAAUCAUGACUUCCUUUACCUUUCGGAAACACCGAUCUUACAACAGAACAUGCUGACGGAUUUGCUUAAGCAUAAUACGACAUCGGCAUCACAAACUGGAUGUUUGGUUUCUACUGUUCUGUUUGGGAUGGAAAAUGUUCCAGCUGAAAUCAAGAACAUCAGCGUCACUGCAGGCGGUAGCCUGCGGAGUAAAAAGCACGUUUCACAUCCUUCAUAAGUAAAACCAAAAGGAAAUGAACCAUGUAACUUUUUUUAUGAUUGUUUACCAAAAGGAAUUCAACAUUUGUCUAAUUUUCUUCAAUCUGCACUUUGUUUAAAGACCCUUUUCCUGGCCUUGGUGCUUUACAAGAAGUAAACCACAAUGGCUAAAUGAGAUGAAUAAGUAGGUUAUCCCACCUCUUCAGGCUCCAGAACACGAUACAGAAAUCAGUCAGCGCUUCCUCACCAACUCAGUGCACAGAAAAUGUCUAAACAACCACAAUAGAGCUGAUGGAGCUAGCAAACCCAAACCGCUUAGCUAAAUACACGCUAGCUAGUUGGUACCACAGCAUAAUAAAGAGCUAAAAGAGACUAAACCCUUAUUUUGUAACCAUGUCUAAUUUGCUUAAAGACAAUUUUAUUAUCUUUUUGUCUUCCUCCACCAGUGGCUUAAGACCUAAAAAAGUAAGCUAUUCUCUGUAGUUAGCGUGUAGCAAACACAAAGCUAAAAGAAACCAAACACCAAAAAGUUACCAUAUUAUUAGUUGUGUUUCAAGAAUAGCCAUAGGUCGUCAUAUUUUACUUUCUUAAACUGGAAAUGUUGAGUCACACACGAGCUAGAAGACACGUUUGAAAUAAUUGAUAUUCAGCAGCUAGCUUGAAUGAGAACUAGAAAAAACAUAUUGAUUUGGCUAAUUAUAUCAGGCAUUUAGAUAAAAGUAAAUAUGUAGCAUGUCAAUGCAUUAGGUGCUGGUCAAAAUGACCAAAAUGAUCAAAAUGACCGAAAUGGUUUGAAAAGAUUUGUCUACCACAGGAUUAUGUUAUUUCUAUUAGUAAUCUAAUACUACAGUUUAAACUCAAAAUGGUUUGUAGCCCAACAUAUUUAACCAACAUGCUUGUUCAAUUUAUGAAAAAGGUUAGAGAAUUAAACUGAUAAACAUUGGUAAAGUACAUGAGUGCAAAAUUGUGGAAGUAGGCAGGAAUAAAAUGCAAAUUAAGGACAUAGAUUCACAAAAUGGUGAGCUGAUCUGGAAACUUUUUAACUGGCAAAAUCAUAAUUGUAAUAUUCAGUUUACAAACUUUCCUACAGAAACAUCAAAUUCGUAUUUUCUUCUUCAAAUUCGUCUUCAUUCACUGUAUGUUUUUUUUGCUCUGCUACGAGGUACAAGUACAGCCGUUAUUUGGACUCUUUCCUCAAAUAUGAAACUUAGUUUUUUUGUGUGACAAACAAGCAGUGAUUCAGAUCUUUGACAAUAAUGAAUGCAAUUACAGUCUACAAACUGAGCAUGUAAACUACAAUGUGUGAUAUACACAUGGGAAGCAAAAAAAACAAACUGUUGUUCUUUUGAAUGCUUUGCACGUAUUCGAGUAAAUACUGAUUUCAUUGCAUGUACAUGACUUGAAAUCACUAUUUGGAAGAAUUUCAGUCAUUUCUGGUACUGUAGCCUCGGACGGUAUUAGAUGAGUCAUUUUCUAACUUUCACUGUGACUGAAAAUUUUAUUCUGAUUACUGAUUGUGAUUCUUUGAAAAGAUAGAAUGUAAUCCUAAUCACUGUGUGCAAUGAAAUAAUGUCUAUCUAAAAAAAAAUCUGUAUUUAAUCUUGUGGAUUUGACUCUUUUUUUGUGGUAAUUAUGAGUAUUUCCCUAGAAAAAAAUUCACAACGCAGAUUAACUGAAGUUAAAUGAAAUGUGUGGAGAAAAAGAAAUCUCUUCCUGUAAUGACAUCAAAGCUUGUAGAUUCACAUUUACUGGAGGAACCGUCUACCCAAAGACCCCCGUAAUCAAAAACAGGAAGUAAAACCAACCGCAUGCGACUUUCUGUAAAAUUCAGAACGCAGUCAAGUUUCACUGAAGUGGAUCAUUUCUCAGGUGCUCGACAUGAAACCUUACAGCUAUAAAGUCCUUUUUUAUGUCUUGAUCCUAGUGGUACUCGGUGGCACUCAGGAUGAUAACAAGAAGCCGACCAGUCUGGACAUGUUCAAACAUUACAUGUUCCGCAUUUUGGUCAUUAAGAUUUUUGUCACCGUCGUCAUACUUAUCUUUGUGAAAUUUCGUCCUGCGAUUGAAGAAAAAGGCCAGACAAGAGAUGAUUAUGGCUCUUUGUCUUCCCAUCACAUCUAUGAAAAUGAACAGCUUCUUCAUAGAUGAGUAGAUAAACAUCUACUCAUGUUUGCCCUGAGUGGAGCUUUUAUAGAACAGCUUCUUGCUUUUGUGAUCUUGAACUACUGUAAGCCAAACUGCAAAGAAGUGAAAAUGAAACUGUGAGGCAGCUUUUGUUUACUGUACAAAGAAUAGUGAGACAGAGGACAGGUAAUAGUCAUGUUUCCUGUACAGGUAACACAUCUGCACACAUCCUGUAUAAAGUUUACGUUCACAACAGACUGUCUAGACUACAGAGUACUGUGUUCUCGUCUUCCUUUCUUUUAUUUAUUUAUGAUUAAAUAAGCUUUUCUUCUUGGGUAAAUGUAUUUUAUGAAAGGAAACUAAUUUUACCCAUCAUGACUGUUUUCAUUCUACCCAAAGUAUUAGUUGUACAUUCUGAAAAAUUUGAAAUAGGCAGCCAUAUCAUGACUUAUCAUUUGUAUUUGUGUUCCGCAAAGAAUUAUUCACGAUUAGAGUCUCAGAUUGACAUAAUCUGUUUGUUUUUGUGAAUAAAUUUGAUUAAUCUUAUAUAUAAA